Scheffersomyces stipitis CBS 6054 is the source of this 1131-nucleotide messenger RNA. RefSeq names its product TFIIH/NER complex subunit. The record is from RefSeq and is a predicted model, not a curated record. The coding region runs from base 1 to 1131 and encodes 376 amino acids. The transcript has 2 exons. Gene Ontology annotation, biological process: regulation of DNA-templated transcription; nucleotide-excision repair. NCBI's taxonomy places the organism in Eukaryota, Fungi, Ascomycota, Pichiomycetes, Serinales, Debaryomycetaceae. Gene Ontology annotation, cellular component: transcription factor TFIIH holo complex; transcription factor TFIIH core complex.
AUGGACGCGAUAUCUGACCGAGUCUUCACGGAGACUACUCUGACGGAGACCUCUAAUGAUGACCCGUCACUUUUGACGGUCAUUCUCGAUGUCUCACCAGCUGGUUGGUACAGAAUCCGAGAUCAAACAUCAAUCGACGAAUUGGCCAAGUCACUUUUAGUUUUCAUGAAUGCCCAUUUGUCACUCAACAAUUCCAAUCAGGUGGCAUUUAUAGCGAGUACACCACAGAAAUCGAAGUUCUUGUUUCCUAAUCCAGAAAUAGACUACGACGAGAUUCGAACCAGUUCUUCUAGCUCUGGUUCUGCCUCAAACCAGCAUCAGAAAACACCUACUUUAGUAUCUAAGGACAUGUAUAGACAAUUUCGAGUUGUUGAUGAAGCUGUUCUCGAGGAGUUGAACGUGGUUUUCGACGAAAUUGCUAAUGGGAUACAAGAUAUAAAUAAUAACUCUACUCUAUCCGGAGCUCUCAGCAUGGCUCUAACAUAUACAAACCGAAUGUUGACUCUUGACCAACUGAUUUCUACAACUACGGCUUCAGCCAUCAACUCUACUACUAGUAUGGGAGCAGGUUCUGGGUCUGGAAACACAGCUACCAAUUCUUCUACCAGCAAUCCUUCCAACAGCAUUACUUCUAUGAAAUCGCGUAUUCUUAUUGUCACAGCCAACGACGAAGACGAUGUCAAGUAUAUUCCCGUGAUGAACUCGAUCUUUGCGGCUCAGAAAAUGAGGACUUCCAUUGAUAUAGCCAAGUUGGGCUUUGAGGACUCGUCAUACUUGCAACAAGCGGCGGAUGCUACUAAUGGGAUUUACUUCCACGUUCAUGAUCCUCGUGGAAUUGUGCAGACUUUGACUUCUGCUUUUUUCAUAGAACCUUCUAUCAGACCGUUCAUCAUACUCCCAACCAACUCUAAUGUCAACUACAGAGCCAGUUGCUUUGUCACCGGCAAAUCCGUGGAUAUAGGCUUUGUUUGUUCAGUGUGUCUCUGCAUCAUGAGCAAGAUUCCACCGUCUGGCAAAUGCCCGGCCUGCGAAUCGGUGUUUGACGAAAAGAUCAUAGCCCAGUUGCUGAAAGGUCCUUCUGUUCUUUCCAAGAAGAAGAGAAAGAUAGAUACGAAUGGUGCAGCCAAAUAG